GCAACGUUUCCCACCUUGCAUUAUUCAAUGAUGCACCACUCGGGCACUCAUGCCGAAGCUAGUGUUUCAACAUGGCUCUCUCCAGUCGUGGCUUGUUGAUGUCCCUUUGCCAGGCACGUCUUCAUAUGCAGAGAAAAGUUUCGCCAAAAUGCACACCCGGCUGCUGCUGGAGAAAGCUGCAGCAGCCUCAGCAUGUCUGUUCCAUUUCUACUUCUUCCAGAUUUGACUGCCACAGCGGAAAGACAGAACAGUCCAUUACACAAACCAAGCGAGAGGCACACACACCAGUUCUGCUGAAAGAGGUUCUGCAGUACUUGGACAUCAAACCAGGCCAGGUCAUCCUAGAUUUGACCUUUGGAGGUGGAGGUCACAGUAAGGCCAUCUUGAGAUUGGUCCCAGGUGUAACCUUGGUUGCGGCGGACCGUGACCCUGAGGCGUUCCGCUUGGCCCAGCAGCUAGCAGAAGAACAUCCAGGCCAGGUGAAGCCAGUGCUUGGACGCUUCAGUGAGUUGAAGGAGCUGCUGGAAGGGCUCGGUCUGGGGAAUGGUAGUGUGGACGCUGCCCUGCUGGAUGCUGGCUGCUCCUCCAUGCAGAUGGACACAGCAGAGAGAGGCUUCUCACUCAGCAAGGACGGACCCCUAGACAUGAGAAUGGAUGGAGACAGGUACCCCGGCAUGCCCCGCGCGGCUGACGCCGUCAACGCCUUGGAUCAGCGGGCGCUUGCGUCCAUACUAGCCGCAUACGGGGAGGAGCGGCACGCGGGCAAAAUCGCGGCGGCCAUCGCGCGGGCACGCAGCGUCCAGCCCAUCGCCCGGACACAGCAGCUGGCCAGCAUCGUGGCAGGAGCGUUCCCAGACUCUGCUCUGUACUCUCGGCGGGACCGUCUGCAAAGGCCCUCGCACAUUGCCACCAAAACCUUCCAGGCACUGCGUGUGUUUGUGAAUGAUGAACUGAACGAGCUGGUGGCUGGACUGGAGGCCGCUCAGGCUGUCCUGCGGCCUGGUGGCCGUCUCUGCAUCCUCACCUUCCACUCUUUGGAGGACCGCAUCACUAAGCGCUUCCUUCGGGGCGAGGACCUGGCCGCCCCACCGCGGCGAAACGUCCGACAGUGGGCCCGCAACCAGCUCCGAGAGGCGGAGGAGGAGGAGGAGGAGGAAGAGGCAGAGAGGGGGAGGGAGAGCAGUCACUGGGUCAGCAUACAGAAGAAGGUGGUUGUCCCCAGUGAGGAGGAAGUGCAGGACAAUCCGAGAGCUAGAUCGGCUAAGCUUAGAGUGGCCAUCAGGCACUAAAGGAGAACCUUUGGCUUCCAUCCAUCUGGUGGCAAUGGUAGCAGUGGUUUGACUGAGCAGAGAGGAGACCUCCACUCUUCUGAGGUCUGUCUUCCAAACCAGCUCUGAGAUUAGCCCCUAAAACUACAGAUUAUUAUAGUUGUUCAUCUUAAAGCAGUGAUUCAGCCAAAAAUUGUAUUUACAUAUAUUUCAGAUUGUUUUGUUGUAUUUCAGUGUUUUAGGCUCGUUUUUCUGUACCUCCUAUAAACUGCCCAGUAACUAGUAUGAAAUUUAUGGGAAAGUUGUGUACUUGAGAAUGAACUGAAGUAUGGCUCUUCAUGCAGAGUCUUGCAGUUUAAAGCAAAAAUCCACCAGUUUUUCAUAAUUCCUCCAUAAUUCAAUCGCUGAGAUGUAAAAAAAGUCAUUCAGGGUGGAUUUCUGUGAAAAACUCCAUUCUAGAGAACCUUCACAACUAGGGUUGAGCAAUAUGACAGCAUUCAUAGUUAUUGUGAAAAAUGUCAUCAUAAUAUGCCACAAUAUACUUUUCUGAGCAUAUUAGGGACAUCGUCAGUGCAUCUAAAACACAAAGCCAACUGCCUGUUUUAUUACAGUAGGAGCAUAAUUAGGCCUGAUGAACUGAACUUUGCAGUGCAGUAUAUGAAACACUGAAUAAAAAUAAUUUGUACUCAAAAUCUACUGUUAUUGUUUAAAUGUAACACUGCUGGUUCUUUCCAUUCCGACUUAACAGAUGUCAGAAAAGGAAAUAUAGUGACCAAUCACUCAUUUUGUAGUGUGGCAAUUACUUGAUAUAUAAUGACAUGAUAUUUAUGUAAUAUGGCUCAACUGUAUUUCCAGCUCAGAUUUCUUUACAGUGGCGGUGAUAUGAACUAGGGGUUGCAAUGUCAACAACACAAAUAAAGCCGAUUUCUUGACUAUCUAAAACCUCCAGUGUGCCUACACAAUUUCUGGGUUUUUGUAUAUAAUGUUAAUAGUAGUGAAUCUGACAAAAAUGUUAAUGUAUUAUUUUGCUUUUUAACACUCUGCAUGUAUCUUUCUACCAUGAAUGGGCUUGAAUACAUUCUAAUAUGUUGUAAGCAAAACAUUAUCUCAAAACAAUCUUAAAACAGGCACCAGAAAAGUUGCUUGUAAUCAUUUCUUGUAGGUUUUAGAGGCCUUACACUCUUCAGACAUCUGGUUCCUAUCCCCACUGUGAAUUCUGACUUUUUAUACAAACCACUCUGAAUGACUUUGUUUAAAUCUAGAAGAACUUUUGAAAAAUCACUGCGAUUCUCGUUUAAGGUGUUAGUAAGACUAAAGGUGAGGUGUAUGUGGAGCAGUGGUGUCCAGUCACAUCCACAAAGGCCAGUGUGGCUGCAGGUUUUCAUUCCAAACAAGCUGCAGCUUGCUUUAUUCUACUCAUUAAAUCAAUUGGUCUCGUUCUUCAAACAGGUGAUCAUAGUUUUUCCCACUUUGCUGGAAUGAAACCUGCAGCCUUUUGCGGAUAAGACAGAAAAUAGAGUAUUGAAAUAAUAACACAGUGGAGUCUUUUCCCUCUGAUCUCUAAACAGUAUCUGAUUUUUUCUUGUUGAUGAAAAUGACUGGUAAAGUAUUGAAAUUGUAUUUUGUGUUUGCUUCCGUUCAUGUUUUCUAAGUGCAAAAUACAGUAAAAUUUGCAUCUCUGCAGUGAAGGCUGUGUGAGUGAGUGGAUAGAAGACAUGCUGAGGAAUAAAUGCAGUGGAGUCGUUGUGAUGUAUCUGUGGUAACACCAACAUGUCUCUCAUUUAUAGGUACAUUGUAGGAGGUGGAAAAUGUAUUUUAAUGUAAUAGGUCGUUUUGAACUUUUUCUAUUGAUCCAGUCUUGAAAUAUUGACCGAAUGUAAAGGUCAGCUAAUUUCACACAUUGUCUAAAAUUUAAAAUAAAAAAUAUAUAUUUUCCACAUCAUA
This is a messenger RNA of Pygocentrus nattereri (red-bellied piranha), 3212 nucleotides long. RefSeq names its product methyltransferase like 15 (gene mettl15). The record is from RefSeq and is a predicted model, not a curated record. Gene Ontology annotation, molecular function: rRNA (cytosine-N4-)-methyltransferase activity. The coding region runs from base 72 to 1289 and encodes 405 amino acids. The transcript is spliced from 6 exons. NCBI's taxonomy places the organism in Eukaryota, Metazoa, Chordata, Actinopteri, Characiformes, Serrasalmidae. Gene Ontology annotation, biological process: rRNA base methylation.